AUGGCGACUCCGAACGGCGACAUGAGCCAUACCAAAGACAAAUUCGCAUUCCUCAAGGCUCACACCUCAGAAAGCAAAUACCGUGGCAAGGAAUCCUUCUACCAGCACCUCUUCAACGUCUACAGCUAUCUCAAGGCACAGUCACUCCCCGACGAGGUCUGCGACGCCGGACUUUACCACUCAGUCUACGGCACCGAGUUUUACGACUUCCAGAACGAUAGCAUCACCCGCGACAUCGUGCGCAGCUACAUUGGUGAAUAUGCUGAGGAGUUAGCCUACACUUUCUGCCAGCUUAAGAAGAAUCGCUUUGACUCCAUUGUCAAUAAUACCCCAGGCUGGACCUUGAAGCAGCACUUGGAUCUGUGUCGUUUGGAAUAUGCAAAUUUCUGGGAUAACAAAAGCAUCCGGAAUGAGAAAGUCAACGCGCAGAUUUAG
Lindgomyces ingoldianus is the source of this 435-nucleotide messenger RNA. RefSeq lists its product as uncharacterized. NCBI's taxonomy places the organism in Eukaryota, Fungi, Ascomycota, Dothideomycetes, Pleosporales, Lindgomycetaceae. The transcript is spliced from 2 exons. The coding region runs from base 1 to 435 and encodes 144 amino acids. The record is from RefSeq and is a predicted model, not a curated record.